This is a messenger RNA of Ricinus communis (castor bean), 2194 nucleotides long. RefSeq names its product protein MODIFIER OF SNC1 11. Gene Ontology annotation, cellular component: nucleus. Gene Ontology annotation, biological process: poly(A)+ mRNA export from nucleus. NCBI's taxonomy places the organism in Eukaryota, Viridiplantae, Streptophyta, Magnoliopsida, Malpighiales, Euphorbiaceae. The transcript is spliced from 6 exons. The record is from RefSeq and is a predicted model, not a curated record. Bases 168 to 710 code for a protein of 180 amino acids.
ACUCCAGGAAAAAUAAAAAGAGAGACGCAAACAAGCGGUUCUUUGACCGUCGUUAAUAAAAGAAAAAAAGAAUCAGAGUCUUUUUAUUCGCUUGCUCUCCGCAUCAAAAAUUCACGGUAAAAGAAAAAGAUCUUCUAUCGCUCGGUGCUGCUGCUCAACCACUCUCCAUGGAGAAUCUCAAUCCCACAGCCAUCGCUCCUCUCGAAGAUAACCCUAGCAAAGCCCUAGAUGCCCCGAUUCCUUCUCCUGUUCAGUCGGAUCUAGUCGAGGUCACCGCACCAGUUAAUAAGGAUGCCGAGGAUUCUAAGAGCACUAAGGUAUCAGGGAAUACUGCUCCUGUCUCUGACACCGAGAAGAAGAUCCGCCGCGCCGAGCGCUUUGGAAUUACUGUUCAAUUAUCCGAGCAAGAGAAACGCAAUUCUCGGGCCGAGAGGUUUGGAACUGGGCCCACUGUAAAGAGUGGUGAGGAGCUAAAGAGGAAGGCUAGAGCAGAGAGGUUUGGACUUCCUGUGGCUGUGAGUGCUGAUGAGGAGGCCAAGAAAAAAGCUCGACUUCAAAGAUUUGCACCAACUUCAAAAGAAGAAGAAGACAAAGAGAAAGCAAAGGAUAUGAGGCCUUCACAACCUUCAUCAAAUUCGUUAUCGAUGAAUGGCAAGGGAAAUGUUGAACCAAAGGCAGCGAUUGCAGGCAAGGCGGGUGGGGGGCCCUGAAAAGAGAUUUCCCUCCUCAAAAUUUUAGGUCUAGUUCUAACUUUUGACUCCCUCAGUGGCUUCUAUUCCCAUUAACUUGAAUUUCCAGAUGCAACGGUAUUCAUUCUCAGAUAGAUCAUUAUCUACAGGCAUUUAACAAGAUUCCAGCAGUAUCAAGACGAUUUCUUGGUUUCAGAUGUGCCUUCUAAUAUCAAUUUACCUUGUGAGGCCUAAAGUAAUCAACAAUGACUCUAGUUUGUUAACUCAUCACAUUAAUCUACUAGAUAUAUUGGAAAUUCUGGGUUUUCUAUCUAGGGUGUCGCCAUGUAUUUUAUAUAUAUCUUCAAUCCCUAUAUUGUGCCGAAAGCAGUUGAUGGUUUGUGGUUGUCAUUUGGCAACUGUUUCAUCACAAGGAUGUGGCAUGUGCCUCAUAUUCAUUUACAGCUUCACUCUCAUGAUCUUCCAUAGAACAGCAUUAUUAAGUAUGCAUUUUGAGUAGCAUUUUUUGAUACAAGAAUUUGAGAUUUCAAAAUGCUAAUUCGUUUAUUAGGAAAUGAAGAGUUUUUCUACUAAGCUGCAGAAUUGUUGAUUAUAAUACAAAUUGCUUGGUAACAAGUCUUAUUCUGAUUGGUAUAAAGAUAGAUAUAUGGCCAUGUGGGCAUUUGCAGUUAUAGAUUGUAGAGGGUAUAAUAUAGUACCGGUGCAUCUUAGAAGCCUACCACUGAAGCAAAAAAGUAUUAUAUUAGGAACGUAUUUGUCACAUCUACUAGGAAUGUGUCUUGUCUUUUGUUUAGUCUAAUUGCAGCUUGACUUGAUUGUAUCUUUUCUGAUUUUGUUUUAGCUUUUCAAUUUUUCUUAAAUUGUUUUUCUCUUGGUCUCAUACCAUAGCGCUGGACUAGAAUUGGAUGACAUUAUAUUAAGUGUGUUAGGUGCUCGUGUUGAUUUUGAAACUUUCAAAACAAUUAUUUUAGAUAGGGUAAGAUAAAAUAGUAUGGUACUUAAUGCUGCUGUUUUAAGCUUGAUCAUGGGGUGCAUGUCUGGAAAUGGCAUGUUUGACUUGGUUUACAUAACAGUGAAGGUAAAGUUUUCAGUUAACUUUUUACUUAUAGUUUAUGAUCAUUAAUAGUGGAAUCGGAAAAGAUCUUUAGUUUAUUGCUUCAGAAUUUCUAAUAUUCCUAGCUGAUUAAGAGUGGUUAGCAUUGCAAAAGGUGUUGUUGAUUUCUUUCUGGCCUCACAGUAAGUUGCAGAGCUGCAAGGUAGGGUUAUGGGAAUGAGAUAUUUUUGGAUACUUUGGAUUGUAUUCUGUAAUUUUAUUUGAAUUGUUUUUGGUUAUGAAACUCAGCAUCUGGGAUUCUUGUCUUUUAUGGUCAUCAGAUUUUUGGGAUGGAAGAACAGUGUUUUAUUUGGGAGAUCAUGUAAUAUUUUUCUUUUGUUAUGUAUUGUGCAUAGUUAUUAAAAUAACAACCUCAUGGUUAAUGACAUUAUUAUGAAACUCAACUUCAAUA